This is a messenger RNA of Morus notabilis, 2322 nucleotides long. RefSeq lists its product as uncharacterized. NCBI's taxonomy places the organism in Eukaryota, Viridiplantae, Streptophyta, Magnoliopsida, Rosales, Moraceae. The record is from RefSeq and is a predicted model, not a curated record. The coding region runs from base 555 to 1880 and encodes 441 amino acids. The transcript has 6 exons.
AGAAAAGAAAAAAAAAAAACGGAAAUGUUAAGUUAGAAGAACGCAGAACUAUUGGACGUCAGCACAAUUCCCCAGGCCCCCUCCCCCCCCUCCCUUUUAUUUUUUCCCCCAAUUUCAUUCUAUUUUCUUUCUUUUUUCUUCCCCACUUUACGCACAGAACAGACCUUCCCUCCCCUAACUCCGUCGUAACGAACGCCGCCCCUUUCUGCCGCGAAACCGAAGCCUAACAAACCAACCCAACGCCGUCGUUUCAAGUACCCCCUUUCCCCUUUCUCUUUUUUUUUUUUUGGAAAGAAGAUUUGACACCGUUUUAGUUUAUAUACCUUUUUGUUCUGUUUAUAUCUUUUCGCUCCUCUGAUGAGGAUUUUCCGGAAGACGAAGAUGAGCUUUCUCUGACUUUCUAAAACCCUAACUGAGAAACGGCAUUUCUUUGAGCCUUGUGGGAUUCUAUGAGGAAAAUGGUUAUAGGUUAAAGUAGUCUAGUACUCUGCUUGUUUCUAGUAAAUUACGUGUGGUCUGGCUAUUGCAAUAGACCAUUAAUUAUUGUAGCCAUCAUGGGGUCAGCUUGUUGUGUUGCCGCGAGGGAGAGAACCCGUUCCAAUGGAACUAGCGGUGAAAAUUUACGUAGAAACGUCAUGUAUUCACCAUCAUGGAGUUUUCGAUGGGAUACUCGAGGGCGUGUUGCUGGUGAAAUUGAGACUCCUUCCUAUCAAGUUUCUAAUGGAAUCAGCAAUGCUAGCAUGGAGCUUAAAGGACCGUUGGGUUCUGAAAGAGGUAAUUUUUCAGAUGUGGGAAGCCCUCUAGAGAAUAUUGGAUCGCCCAUCUCCCAAAAGUCUACAGUUAAUGGGGGAACAAUUACACAUCUGAUGACAUCACCUUCAGAUCUAUCUGUGGCAAGCAAUUAUUCGCCUGAGGUAAAGAACUUGGCAGAGUCAUCCAGAAUUCCUGAUUCAUCUGCACCGAAUCUUCCAUUUUCUAUACCCUCAGCUUUCUCAAUGCCGAUUGCAGAUCCUUUGGCCACCACUAGUUAUCCACUUUUCCCUAGCUCAACCCCUUCAAGACGGGCCCGUCGAUCACCAGGACAUCAGCUGUUGAGACAGGUCUCUGACAGUCGAAUCUUGGGACUGAAAUCGCCAAAUAACAACUCAGUUUCUGAAGGAAGACCAUCCUUUGUACUCUCCACUUGUAGCAAUGAUUUGGCAACCGGAUCCCAUGGUGGGUCUUCUGAUGGGUGGUCUAUGCGCACCUUUUCAGAGCUUGUGGCCUCUUCUCAACGAGAAAGGUGGUCCUUUGACAGCGAACAUUUGGGCUCUAUCAAUGGAAAAAUAGGUGAAUCUAGUAGCAGAUUUUCAUGCUCCCCUUCUAUAGAUAUGCAGUAUUGCGGAGCUUGCUCUAAGCUAUUGACAGAGAGAUCUUCAUGGAGCAGCCAGAAAAUUAUAUCUGGCCCCGAGCUUUCAGUAGUCGCUGUGUUGGUCUGCGGUCAUGUCUAUCAUGCCGAGUGCUUGGAGACUAUGACUCCUGAGACUGACAAGUAUGAUCCUGCCUGCCCCAUUUGUAUGGUUGGAGAGAAGCAAUUGUCAAAGAUGGCGAGAAAAGCUUGGAGGGCGGAAGUGGAGUUGAAGUCAAAAAGUCGCAAGAUAUCAAAAAAUAGAGUUGUAGAUAGUUAUCUCGACGGUGAUUUUGAUGUUUUUGAUCCCCGAAAGAACACUGACAGAAAAGGAAAAUGUCCCAGGAUGGAACCCAGUUCCAGCACAAAGAGCUCAUUUGCUAAGCCUUUCUUGAAACGACAUUUUUCGCUUGGGUCCAAGUGGAGUAGAUCAUUGUCUGAAAAUGAUUCGGCCCAGAAGAAGGGGUUCUGGGCCAGAUAUCGUAAAGAUUGAGCACUGUUAACUGGUAAGAGGCCAGCGGUGAUCUAAUCGUAGAUGCUAUAGAAAGUAUUUCUAGGAUUUUGUUCUAGAAAUGUAGUCUAGCUUCACUAAUAAAUAUGGUUCCAUUUUGGAUUUUUAAGGUCUUUUUUAGGUAUAAUAUUGUUUUAUAUCUUGGAUGAAGAAAAAGCCCUUAAAAUGUCAUAGAUAGUUGGAAGGAAACAGAAGAGAAAACGAGGCAUGUUUUGUUUUGCCAAAUUUAGGAAAGGCACUGCGUGUACGCAGAAUUGAGGGUGGAAAAAAUGGAUGCCCUCAGUUAUGGGAUCAAAAAUUAAGAUCACUGCUGCUGACAAGCUUGUUCCACUUAAGAGAUCAAAUUUUUUCUGCUUCUCUGAAUAUUGUUCGGCCUAUUUCGAUGGUUGUAAUACAUAAUUGAAGUUAAGACACUUUCGCUGCA